UGCUCUCUCUGCCCGGACCGUCAAACCGUUUCCGGGGGACAGGGUACCAGCAGUAAACAUGGCGGAACAGCUGCUGGAAACCGUGGAGAGACUUCAGACCCGGAUCCAGGACAGUCCGGAGCCUCGGAAGUUACUGAAGACACUCAAACGGCUGGGAGAGCUGCCCAUGACUGUGGACAUACUGGUGGAAACUGGAGUGGGGAAGACCGUGAACUCGUUCAGGAAACAUGAAGUAGUGGGAGAUCUGGCCAAAAGCCUCGUGGCCAAGUGGAAGAAACUGGUUCCUCAGUCGUCAGACAG
Messenger RNA from Austrofundulus limnaeus, 300 nucleotides. RefSeq names its product transcription elongation factor B polypeptide 3. Gene Ontology annotation, cellular component: nucleus. NCBI's taxonomy places the organism in Eukaryota, Metazoa, Chordata, Actinopteri, Cyprinodontiformes, Rivulidae. The record is from RefSeq and is a predicted model, not a curated record.